Messenger RNA from Nematostella vectensis (starlet sea anemone), 3467 nucleotides. RefSeq lists its product as uncharacterized. The coding region runs from base 247 to 2805 and encodes 852 amino acids. The transcript has a single exon. NCBI's taxonomy places the organism in Eukaryota, Metazoa, Cnidaria, Anthozoa, Actiniaria, Edwardsiidae. The record is from RefSeq and is a predicted model, not a curated record.
UAAUUUUUGAGUUAUUGGCCAUGAUAUUGUUCACUUGCUUUCACAUUUAUUUUUGGGUUACCUGUGGCUUGGUAGCUUUCUUAGCAACAGAAAACAAACAUGGCGGCUGUUACCAAAUGAACAAGUCAAAAUAAUUAAGAAAAAACAUAGAAUGUUGCAGUAACAUAGCCCUCGGAACAAGUUCUAGCCAACGAAAUUACUUUUAAAAGUUUACUACAUAUUGUUGAGUUUGCGUAAGAAGGGAAAAUGGACCACGAAAGGAGAGUUUUGUCUUCGAGAUCCCCCUCAACUAAAUACGAGGUUUUGCUACUAGAAGACGUCGCUAACAGGAAGAAGGGGCCGUGCGACGAGAGAAUGCCAAUUUGCUUCAACGUACUCGAUGAGAUCCUUCCUCAGCUAGGUGUUUACCGCAAGAUCAUGUCUAUGUUACGUGACGAGCUGUACGAAGCAGUACAUAGCCAAGAAUACACCACCAUCCCGCCCAAAAAGGGGAGAAACAGGACUCCAAUCCUACAGAGGAUCCCAUAUUUCGUCUUGGUAAACCGUGUUUACGAAGAGAGGGACAAGAGAGCGGAUGAUUUGCAAGAAGAUAUUGAGAGACUUCGUAAGAACAUGGAAUCAACUCAGGUAGAACUAAACGCAGCAAAAGAACAAGUCAGUCAGCUCACCCAGAAAGUUAGAGAAAAUGAAGAUGAAAUUUUCAACUUGAAGAUGGAGCUACAAAAUUCUGAUUUGGAAAUGAAUAAAAUUCGAUUGGAUUUGGAGCAGGAGCAGAGAUCUCACGCACUGACCAAGGAAAGGUAUGAGAAACGCAUCACAAAUCUCAAAGACCAGUUAGAGAAAUGCGAGAAAAUGGUUAAAUUCCUUCGGCGCUACAAAGACGGCUAUGAUGAUUUGGAAGAAGCUUUUAAUGAUUCUACAGUUUUUGUGAAAAGACCACACAAACCAGUAAAGCUAACGAAACGGGCUCAAAUGGUCCAAGAGAUUGCCUCAGCAAAGCAAUUAGAGCAACAGCUUCUAGAGAUGGAAAAUGUUAUAAUUGAGGAAUAUGACACUUUCCUAGAAGAGAAUAAAGUAAAGCCUGAUAACAACAAUGAGCUUGAGCCAGGACAGAGUCAAACAAACUUUACUCAAAAGUGGGAUGAUGAGAGUGAAGAGAUGAAAAGAUACCUUAAAGCACAGCAGGAUAUGGAAAAUCGCUACAAGAAGAGCAUAGCUGAUAUAAAGAAGGAGCUACAACUUAUAGAAGUUCACAAGUCUGCUCUGGAGGAUCAACUUAGUCAUCAAGAUGCAGAGCACGAGAUGAGAGACGAGAUGCCAAAAAGACGAACAAGCUUUCUUGAUAAGAGACCCGAAGCAGCUGCGAAAUCAGAUGAUGAUGAUGAUGAUGAUAUUGAUUUUGUGAAGAUAAUGAGCACUCCUGGUCAGGCUGACCCAUUUAUUCCUCAUGAACGUAUCUUGAGUAAGUAUGCUGCUAUGAUGUACUACUCAUGCAAUCAUGGAAAGAACUUUCAUGAGUUCAAAGACGCCAAGUUUUGCCCUAGCUGUGGAGAGUCCACUCUUUUGUGCCCUCACAAAGUGGUAGAUGAGAAGAUCAUAUCGCUUCCUCACAACUCAACGCACAUCAAGAUUCUGAGACCAGCUGUUCAUAUACUACAAGGCGAUAAGAGGCCCAUAUCUGCUCCUGGCACCCCAGACAGUAUGCGUCUCAUGUCAGCUUCAGGAUCGGCCACCCCCUCAUACGGGGAUGAGCAUGUUGUAAGAGCACAGCAGCGAUUGACAACUUCUUACAAGAGGUUGUGGGAUGACCUAGCAGCUAGGACUGAUGUGCGUAGACUGCUGCCACGGCCAAUAAGCAAAGAGCGAGUGCUGUCAAUCAUAACCCAGUUUUAUUCCACUCUGAUUUGGCAGGAUGAUUAUGCAAUGGAAGAAGAGCAUGUUGUGUCUAUUCUGGAGACUAUGCAUACUUUUUUCCAGGACCGGUAUAUUGUGCCUAAUGUUGCAUACUUAGCAAUGCAUGACUUCAUAUCAGGUGUGGUGAAGUAUGCCCAGGAAUGUCGAAGCAUAGAGCUCUUUGCCCAAGCAAUGUGUGGAAGUCUAGACCCGGUAGUGAUUCGGUAUGUUCUCUUGAUCAACUAUGUCAUUGAGUUGGUAGACUGGGCGGCAGUUGAAGACAUCCGUACGUUUGCUCAGUGCGUCUACCCUUUUAUGCACGAGGAAGACCUUGAGCAGUUCACCAUGGGUUACACAUCUUUUAGCGAGAAUAAAAUCUCCAACCAGCUUGUCUCAGAGUACCUUCUUUACAUCAUCCUCAAAUACAGGGAACCACGCUUUCAAGACAUGGAGGUCAAACUGCUGUCACAUCCGGGACAUAGACCAGGAUUUAUGACUGAUAUAGAGUUCACAGAAGCCAUUGAUAACAUCUGCCCACUGGCAUCAGAGAGAAUGAGACGCAGACUGUUUGCAGAGUCUGUUGAGCACAUUCAAGACUCUGAGGAUUCUGUGAAUGUUAUGCGCUUAUCACAGAUCACUGGGUAUCUGGCAUUAAUGCAGAUUACCAACAUCAUCCGUGACUCUGUUGCAGACAAGGUUGUACAAGCAAGAGCCAAACAGUCAGAUGAGAAGAGUCCUUCUCUAUCAAGUACCAUGACUAAGCAGCAACUACUGAGAGUCGCUGAGGCCACAAUGAAACCCCCAAAUACAAAACUGUUAACAAUAGAGAGCGCACGAACCAUUGCAGCUGUCAACUCCAAGAGAACAACUGCACGGCACAUUAAGCAUAUUGAGGGCUACCAGUAUGAUUGAUGAUAUCAAUCAUACUGAAAUGUCAAUCAUACUGAAAUGCCAGUCAUACUGUAAUGUCGAUCAUACUGAAAUGUCAAUCAUACCGAAACGUCAAUCAUACUGAAAUGCCAGUCAUACUAAAAUAUCAAUCAUACUGAAAUGUCAAUCAUACUAAAAUGCCAGUCAUACUGAAAUGUCAAUCAUACUGAAAUGCCAGUCACACUGAAAUGUCAAUCAUACUGAAAAGAUUUAGGAUACAAGAUACCAGCUGUAUCAUAUUCUCAAACAAUAUGGUUGGAAGUAAUGUCACAAUAGUACAAGAUACAGUAUAUACAUAUAGAAAAUGGUUUCUACAUCACACUCCUAAUCAUGCUCGAGGAUCCAGCUUACUUUGCUGGCACUCCCAAAGGUCAUUACUUCUGCAGUAGUGACCUUUUAAAUGGCCCACAAAGUACACUGGUUCCUCAAGCAAUACUCCUAAUACAUCACCAUUAUGGUUAAACAAAGAUAGCUUUAUCAUCGACGAGAAUUCUUUCUUAUGCAUAUUGCCACAAAUGACUCAGAGUGAUUUUUAAUACAUGUACAAAAAAUGUUUAUUUGUACUCUAUAAUAUACUUUUCAACUGUGUUGACUUGUAUAUAUUAGUUUUAAUAAAAUAUUAAGUAGAUAUUUGAGGUAAAAAA